Messenger RNA from Lytechinus pictus (painted urchin), 5946 nucleotides. RefSeq lists its product as uncharacterized. The coding region runs from base 273 to 2180 and encodes 635 amino acids. NCBI's taxonomy places the organism in Eukaryota, Metazoa, Echinodermata, Echinoidea, Temnopleuroida, Toxopneustidae. The transcript is spliced from 12 exons. The record is from RefSeq and is a predicted model, not a curated record. Gene Ontology annotation, molecular function: zinc ion binding; ubiquitin-protein transferase activity. Gene Ontology annotation, biological process: protein ubiquitination.
GCUCCUCACAUCGAAGGAAGAGAUGAAGAUGAGUGUCUUUGUGUUCACUACGAAGGUCUAUGAGUAGACGCUUCGUAAAGUGCCUUCAGCUGUCUGUUGCCCUCUGUAGUUUGCCUUCAUCAAUACUUGACAGAAAUGAUUUGAUCAUUCUGCUGUUGUAACAUAAAAAUUGUUGGAAUCAAGUGGUGCUAAACGGAACAAGUGUUUGCCAUUCAUACAUGUACAAUCAGUGUCAUUUUACUCUGGAGACUGUGGCACUCUAGGAACUCAGAAUGAUCAUGGAUUGCACUGUGGAAGAAUCUAUGAUAAAGCUAAGGGGUGUGGUCAAAGAUGCAGGGGAGGGGUGUGAGAUGACCCCGCCCAUUGAAUGUCGAUUGACCCAGACAGGAGGGGAGGUGGAAACCCUUUUGUCAACUGUUCUCAAAACACAGAGGGAAAGCCUGCAUGAUGAGGAUGCUGAAUCUGAUGCUGUUGUUAAGCAACAAACAGCAGUAGACGAGGUGCUCUAUCAUGCUAUGGUCCAUCUUGAUACAGAACUGAGCAAGAAAGACAAAGAUAGCCAGGAGGAAACAGAGAUUGAGGUUAAUCUCUUGGCUCGUUUGGAACAAGUUCUGGAGUACUGCUCACAUCGUCUGGACAACAAGAUCAUCUCAUUAGAAGUUCUACUACUCCUCUCUGUGGUGCUUGAUCCUCAUGCAAGCUUCAACAAAGCAGAUACCUGGUCGUCUCGUUCCUCUUUCUCAAAGAGUUCAGUACUGGCCCAGUUGAUAAACCACUUUGGUGCAUGUGGAGGGUUUGAACUAGUCAGACAGAGACUGAGACAAGCUAGAGACCUCAGUAUUGCUCAUUUAGCAGCUCUUUUGAGGCCUUUUGGACAGUGUUACCAGCAGCUAACAGCAGAUACAAUCAAAAGCUACUUCCUUCCAACAGUGGAUUCAGUAUGCUCUCAUCUCCUAUCAUGCUCAGACAGGCAGUUGUUUCAACAAGAUAUUCAGGUGGGGGAUUUACAGGCCACUUACCUUGUUGGACCUCGAGCAGCUUACGUCAUAGUGGAGGCUGUUAUGAAUCUCUUGUCAGCUGUCAAGUCAGAAGAAGCUGAGGCAGAGGUCAAAGUUCAGUAUUGGCAAGACACCAUUCUCACAAGGUUAAAGCAUGCUUUAGAAGAUGAAGCAAGCUCUGGAGAAUGUACCCCCUCAGCUGGUACGGCCAGUCCUCAGGGACAGGUAGCUUCAAGACGUACGUCUCGGGAAAGUCAGAAAGACAUCACUACUCCAGGAUCUAUCAAUGAUAGUGAAUGUGAGAUGAAAUCACCAACCAGCCUGAGUAGUAGAUCCUGUCAGACUUUACCAUACAUGGUAGACUCAGUCCAGCAGGAUACGUUAGAUCUUAUUGAACGACUAGCCAAAGAGAGUGGCACUCCUCCUUUCAAAGACCCUCUAACUUCCUCAUCACCAUGUAGUCCUGCGGAUACGUGCUCUGACUCUGGCACGAUAGCUGACCCCACAGACUGUGCCUCGGCCUCGCAACAGAUGAUCACCAUUGAUAUCGAACCGCCAUCUCCGCGACCUCCUCAUGCAUCCACCGCGACCAUGGAUGCCACAAUCGAUCUGGACAUGCCCUCCACGUCCUAUGGGAUUGUUGAGCACCCCAGUAAGUUCCCGUUUGAUCGGAUGAAGCCGGAGUUGGUGUCUAGUGAUGUCAUCGUCUGGAACCAGGGGCGCCCUUGCCCAACAUUGCCUUGUGGGUCACGUAUCCCAUUGGAGAGUAAGCAUCUUCCAUUAGGAAUUGGGUUGGAUUCUAGUGAUACAUCAUCCAUGGUGUCAAUGACAUCGGUAGCAAGGUCAGCAAGUGAACUUGGGACAACGUGUCGGGUUUGCUUUGAAGGAGAGACUUCAUCUAAGAACAGACUGAUCAGACCUUGCAGGUGUACUGGUUCAGCAGCAAGUAUUCAUCGUCAAUGUCUGGUUAAAUGGAUCCAGAUAUCAGGGAAUAGGACGUGUGAGGUAUGUGGGGCACGCUUCAGUUAUGUACCUCUCUCGGAACACAUGCGAGGCGUCAUGGAUAAAUUCAGGUCAAAUCGGAGAUGGAGAAAUGUGGCGUUUGCUGUUCUUGUCGGACUGGUGGUCAUCCUUUAUCUAAUCAUCUUUGCUGUGUUCCCUGGUGGGAUAAUGAACAAUUAACCCCCCUCCCCUCCCAACCCCCCCCCCUGCUCCCCUGUCUGAUCCUACCCUCCAUCAUUCAUUAUAUAUAACAUUUAUUCUACAUAUCUAGAACUACAAUUACUAAGAAAGAUAUUUAGUGUAGAUUCAUACUCACUCUGUAUAGGGUGUUCAAAUACAACAUACAACAUCUAGAGACUUUGUAACUUGUAUAUUAGGAUGUAUACCCUGUAUAUAUGUAUAGCAUUCCUGUUAUCAUUGUCUGCUCUAGACAGAUUUGACAGAAUGGGAUAUAGACAUUGAACGGAGGUAUGGGAUUUCUAUUGACUCACUUUCUUAUGAAAAAACUUAUAACAGGCUAAAGGAUUUCAGUCAAAGGCUGCCUUGCCUGUCUGAAGUCAGCGGGGCAUUUUCUACAAACGCACAGACAACAUGGGUUUCCUGAAUUUACAUGUGGUUAUUCUUUAUCAAUGAAAGCUUGGCAAAUACACAAAUUUCACUUCAGAUUUCAGUGUCAAAGUUCAACUCUCACAUAAAUAUGAAUAUUUAGAUCAGUUAUAUAUCCUAAUAACAAGUGAAUGUCAUUGGUUAUCCUGAGUAGUGUCUGUCCUCAGUUGAUAAAGAUACAUAUGAUGCAACACUGAGCACAUUGUGUGUCCUUAGUUGAUAAAGGUACAUACGACACGACACUUGACGAAGCCAUGCAUGCCUGCGUAAGAGGUCCCCAGUUGUUCCAAUAAAGGUUCAUUAUUAAUGGGUGCGUGUAUCGCAUCCAAUUUGAACAAUUGAUUGUGCUGUGUGCAUGUAUCUCCACUUUCAGGGUAACAAAAAAGAAAGACAUCAGUGAUAUGAUAUGCAUUAUAGUAGAAUGGUGGGAGCCUUAUAAUCUUGUGGUAGUGACUUCCAAUUUUAGAGGGUUUUGAGAUCGAAUCCCAGCCAUGGUGUCUUCUUCAGCAAAAAAUGAAAAAUAAUCCACAUUAUACAGUGCUCAACCUAGGUGUUGUACCUUGCCGGAAUUCAUUCCUUGAAAUGUCUCUGAAGCUGGAAGGUAGCUGGCUAUAGCCAGGUAAUUAAUGAUAACUGGCACCUAAAGAAAUCUGCAGAGUUUGUACGAGCAAUUUGUACGUUGCAUUAUUAUUAGAACAUUCAUGCAAGGUUUUUGGUAGAUAGGUAGUUGUAGGAAUCGGAUUGUUAAACAAGAAGUCAUGUUAUUGUUGAAAAUACGACAUGCUCAGACUAGCAUUCCGAUCAAAGUGUGACUUACAUUUGAUCACUUAUGAUGGGAUCUCUGUGAAAAGUCUUCUGUUAUUAUUUUGGCAGACAGUGGUUGCAGUGUAUGUGAAUAAAUGAUCCCUAGCUUCUUGCCAGUUUAUGAGAGGAGAUUGACUUGGGGUAUUGUGAUUGUGCUAUAUCUUGUGUAAAAGGGAGUGCAAUUUCCAUAAGGGCCCUGCUGGAAAGUCUUUCAAUUUUCCUGCAAUAUUGCAUAAAGAUAAUGCAAUUUUUUUGGGGUUUCACUUUGGUCUGUAAAAUCUAUGGAGGUUAUUUGAAUGGGUAAUGGUAUGUUUAAAAAUGAUUGCAUUUAGUAUGAUAUUCAAAGAACAUACUAAAAUAUGAAUGUAUUGAGUCAUUCAUAGAAUCAUCCCUAAAUCCGGGGGGGGGGGGGGGCACUUACAUUGACAAGUGGAUACCAUGCGCAUCCAAAAAAACACGUAAAAAGGAUGUCUUUUUCAAGAUAGGGCACAGGGUGUCAAAAACACAAAAAUAUUGGAAAAAGGUAUCUAUUUCACUCAGAAAAAUAUACGUGUUUAGGAACAAAUAUGCGGGAAUGAUAAAACAAAAAGUGUUUUAUAAAGGAUGUCUUUUUUGCCCCAACACUACGUGUUUAGAGUCCGAUUUGUGCGAGGUGUGGAAGGUGGGGCCGUACUAAAUCAAAUGGUGUAUAAAGGUAAAACCGACGGACCCGUGACAUAACAAUAAAAUAUCGCUGUACAUGUUUAGGGGUUCAUUUCAGGGAAUACUUGCCAAGAGUCGUUUUGUUACCAAUACUUGUUAAGGGGUGCAUUUUCAGAAUAUGGAAAAUACAUCGCUGUACUUGUUUAGGGGCUCAAUUCUGGGAAUACUUGCCAAUAGUACUUGUUUCCAAUACUUGUUAAGGGUAGGGUUUCACACGCCAAUACUUGUUAAGGGGUGCAUUUUCAGAAUAUGGAAAAUACGUGUUUAGGGUGCUUUUCGAGACCCCAUGGUCGUGCAUGGUAUCCACUCGUCAAUGGAAGUGUCCCCUCCGGGCCCUAAAUGCCAAUUUUAAAUUAUUGAAGAUGGUUUAAUGAAGGUAAUACUUGUGGUGUUACUCAGCGAUUUUUGUAAUUAAAUGUGUGAGGUUUUAUCGCAAGUUUUAGAAACUUAACUUUGUUUUGGACCUGCAUCUUUAUUUAUAGAAUUUACAGUAAUAGCUGGUUUGUCUCAUAUGCAACGAAGCAAAAUUUUAUAUUCAUGGUUUUAUUUAUGUGUGUUUAUUAGGCUUGAUGAUUGUAUUGAUAUGAUUGUAUAAACCUGAACCCAUUUGAUUGAUGAGGUUGUAUAUAUCUGAAUGCACUCAAUGGAUAUGAUCGCAUAUUACAAGCUCAAUGCAGUCAAUUGACAUAAUUUGCAUAAACCUAAAGGCAUUCAAUCAAUAUGAUUACAUAAACCUGAUUGCAUUAAUCAAAUGCAAUCAUUAAAUAUAUUUACAAGCUAUCCAGCAGGGCCUUUGAUGGAUUUGGAAAGAAAGAAAAAAGAAGAAUGAGAAAAGGGUUGAUUAUGAUUGACAAACAGGCUGAAAUAGAACAGUGUGAAGGAACGCUGCUUGUGAUCAAUUGCAAGUCAAAUUCUUUUAUUGAUAUUUACUAUUGAUUGCAAGUAGGUUUCUUGCUAAUUUAGUUCACAUGAUGGAAUGUAAGGUACCAUCAUUUGAAUGGAUUUUCAAAGAAAAAGUAAAACUUAUACUCCAUUGAAGAAAAAUUCAGAGUGAGCAUACAAGCUCACAUGGUACAAUUAUGUAUACAGGUACGAAUAAUCACACUGAUUUAUGGUGUAUAUCUAAAAAAAAAAUCAACCAUUUGAAAUUGAUUUGAAUUGUGCUCGACCUGCAUUUAUUCAUUUCAGAUAUACUUGGUCAUGAUGUACAGUUAAUGCAUGUAGCUAUGUGUGUUGAUUCAAAGAAAAAAUAUGAAAUGAGUACAAAAAAGCAUACCUAUUUUUAUAUUGUGAAAGUUGAACACUUACGUUUCUUGCACGUUUAGUAUGGCAUUAAAACUGAGAAUAUAUGGUAACAAGAUUCUCUGUAAGGCAAAUAUCUCUUUACUGGUUUUAACAUUACUUUUCUAUCAGGGUUUCAGUUCCUAUCACUCAUCUAGUGCUCAAAGAAAGAUUGCUUUUGAAGCAACUCUACGCUACCAUUUAGAUUAGAUAAUAAUUGUAUGACUUGUUUCAUGAAGUGUCAUAUAUGUUACAUUAGAUGAGUUUUGUCUUUGUUAACAUUUACUUAUGAUUCCAAUGCAAUCAUAGUUUGCUGUCACAGGGGAGCUUUGUUAACAUUUACUUGUGAUUCCAAUGCGGUCAUAGUUUGUUGUUACAGGAGAGCUUUUCAUGAAGAAUGUUUGUCAGUGAUUUUCACCAUUAGAUGUUAUAAGCUACUGGAAUUCCUUGCAUCUGAUUGGCUGGGAACUAAUUAGUUGGUUAAAAUCACUGACAAAACUCUUCAUAGAACCCUCCCUUUGUUUUACCUGUAUGUGAACACUGAUCAUCCAGC